Molecule: messenger RNA, 5338 nt
Organism: Asterias rubens (European starfish)
Lineage: Eukaryota; Metazoa; Echinodermata; Asteroidea; Forcipulatida; Asteriidae
Product: serine/threonine-protein kinase ULK4-like
Exons: 27
Coding region: 157-4152 (1331 amino acids)
Biological process (GO): protein phosphorylation
Molecular function (GO): protein kinase activity; ATP binding
Source: RefSeq, a predicted model, not a curated record
GCGGUUUUUACAAUCAGAGCCAAAAAUACUUCAUGAUUUAACAGGUUUCUGUGAAUUAUCGCCAGUAGCAAUGAAAGGUAAGCUUCUUCCACCCCUUUGACGACUGUAUCUCCUCUUGAACUCUUCUAAAACCCCUUAAUUUGGGGUUUUUACACGAUGGAGAAUUUCAUCCUGUAUGAUGAAAUCAAUCGCGAUGAGAACUCGAUCAUGUAUAAGGGACGGCGCAAAGGGUCAAUAAACUUUGUUGCCAUUCACUGCAUGGAUAAAGCACGCCGGCCUGAGGUGACCAAUAGAGUGAGGUUGACCCAUGAGCUUGACCAUCCAAACGUUGUGCAGUUUUAUGAAUGGUAUGAGACGACCAAUCAUCUGUGGCUGGUCGUUGAACUCUGUACAGGAGGCAGUCUUGGUCAGCUCUUGAUCCAAGAUGAGCAUCUACCAGAAAGCUCCGUCAGGAAGUUUGGUCUGGAUCUUGUGCGAGGUCUUCACUAUCUACACUCGAUGGGAAUACUCUUUGGUGAUGUCCAACCAGCCAAGAUUUUACUGGACGGUCCUGGCAUGCUGAAAUUUGACGACUUUAGUCUGUCCAGGGUAGAAGGUGAAGAUUUAAAUGAGUUAUUUGAAAGCACUGUAGGAGAGGAUGAUGGGAGUAGUCAAGACAGUGCCGACCAGGGUACCAACGGAGAUGGCUCAAAACCAAGAACACUGGGUUCCCCGUCCUAUAUAUCCCCUGAGGUUCUUCAGGGUCAAUCACCUUCUAUGGCCAGUGAUUUCUGGUCUCUUGGAUGUUUACUCUAUGAGCUCUACACCGGAAAGCCGCCGUUUUCCGCAGACUCCUUCCAAGAAUUAGUGGAUAAGGUUCUCAAUAAAAGCUUUGCUGCACCUAAAGUUAAAGGGCCAAGAAUCUUUUCCAAACCAUCACUAGAUUUCUGCAACUUGCUGGAAGGUCUUCUAAAUAAAGAUUCCAAUGCGAGAUUAGACUGGCACAAGCUUGUUGCUCACCCCUUCUGGCAAAAUGAACUUCUUACUGAAAACAAGGAUCUAAAGCCUGUUGGUAUGGAAGAAGAAGGAGCUACUACAGAGGGAGGGGAAACAAUGGAUGACACAGCCAUUUCAAGUCUAGAAUUGCUGGCCAAAACUCCAAACAAAAUCAAGGAGUAUAACCUGAUUAGUAUCUCACCCGAUGGUCGUCCGAUAUCACGCUCCGGGACCUCCAGUCAACAACAUCUCUUAAAGACGUCUUUACAAUCUAGUGGUCUUGAGACGUUCCGUGCACAGCCUACCCCAGAAGCUACUGAUACUACCGCCAAAGAAGCUCAGUUUACUCUAAGCUCUCGUCCUCAAACCUCACCUGUGGCUCCUUUUGAGACAACCUCCAAAGAAACAAAAAAAGUUGAGCCGCAUCCUCCGAAGAAAACUUCUGGGAGGAAGAAGUCUAUCAGCAAAGACAGCAAGGGAGGCGGUGGAGACAAUAAGCAACGAGUGAAAUAUCAACGAGAUCGAAGGACGUCCAUAGAAGAGGGAGGUUCUAGCUCGGACUUGGUCUACACUCUCUGGGAUCUUACAGUCUCACCAAUUAUUGAUAAUUCUAAGAUUCAAAAACCAGUUCCUCUGAAAUACGACGCAAAAAGCUUGCCAACAACAGCGCCCUCUGUUGACAAAUUAUUGAAGCUCAGUCCAGCAGACGUCUCUCACCAUGUUGACAAUCUCGCUGAAGCCCUUAAUAAAAUGUCAGACAAGGGUGCCAGUGGUCAAAGAGCAAAGGUUCAAUUCUUGAACUAUGUAGCUACCAUCUGUUGCCAUGGAAACAUAGGAGCUGUGGUGAUUAAAUCUAAGAUGGUACCAGCCUUAAUGGUGUGUUUGAAGGCAAACCAAGCAUUAGAAGUUCGCUGCAGGGCGGGUCGUGUGAUCGGUCUACUUGCUCUUAACUUAGAAGAACUUGAGGAAGAAGUCCAGCUCACUGAGGUGUUCACAAUGAUGACAGAAGUCAUUCGAGACAAUGCACGUAACUCCAAGUUAAAGCAAGGUAUCUUACCUGCGUUAGGAGAGCUUCUAUUCCUAGUAGCGACCCAAGAAGAGAGGAAGGGACGUAGUGUAGAGGCUUGGACAGUCCCUGCUGUUACUUAUACCAUCAUGGCAAGAUGUAUCCGAGAAGGGGAAGAUUCCAUCGUUCAGCAUUAUACAGCAAAGAGUAUUGAGAAUGUGUGCUCCACUAUGAGCACUCAUAGUCAGAAGAUGUCUACCAAUGAAAGUGGUCAUGUUCUCUGGCAUCUUUACAAUCAUUCAACGGCAGACUCUCUCAAGAUCACCGCUAUAUCGGCUUUAUGUAGAGUGACCAGGCAAUCAGUCGCAAUCUUCCAGAGUGUUAUUGAUAAAGUUGGACUUCCUAACAUCCUAGAGGCCCUAGCAGUCAAUAUCACUAAGGUCCAGCAGGCAUUAGUGACUAUGUUUGCUGCCUUACUCACGGAGGGUUCUCACUUACAAAGAUUGAUUCACGACAAGAAUGCUGAGGAUUUUAUUCUUCGUAUCAUGCGUUUAUUGGACAGCCCAUCUACUCUGAUCAGAGCCAAGACAUUCCUGACUGUUCUUGAAGUAACCAACACCAAUCUCGAGAUGAUUCAUGUAGCUUGUCAAGCAAGACUUGUGAUGUAUAUAGAGAGAGAAAGUCGCCGUCAACAUUCCACUGGGAAAUCAGAUAGUCAAGCUCAGGCCAACUACAUGUCCAAAUGUCUGGAUCUUAUCACCAACUACCUGGUGGAAAUUAUUCCUCAGAUAUAUGGUGAUGCCGUGACAUCGUUAAAUGCCGUAGCUGGUCGCAAACACCCAUCCACUGUACAAGCCAAGCAGCUGAAGACCAGCUUACCACUGGUACCCGUUGCUUUACAUUUGGUUACCAGUCAGGUUUUCAGAGUACGGAUCGUUGGGGAAAAAUUCCUUGAGGACGUUGGUGAUCUUUUGGCUCAUGUUCAGUCGCUGGACUGUGGAGAGACGAGUAUCGAACCAGCCAUUGGUGCGUCAGGAACUACGGACUUCAUCAAUACAGUUCUUUCUAUUCUGGAGGCAGUAGCUCAACAUCCAAGUAUCCUGAUGGAACACCAUAAUGUCAUCAUUGAGAAUAUACUGCCCUCUCUUGCCUCCCUGGUGUCUAGUGAGAAUGGUGAUACUCGUAUCCUGUGCCUGCGUCUGUUCGCUGAAGUCACCUCACUGUACCUAACCCACGAUCAGCUGACUGAAGAGCGCCCUCUAACAAACCCUAAGCUCCUUCAGGAGAUUAUUGGGGAACGGUUCCUGCCUCACUGUGAGCAGAUACUACUGGAUAAUGAUCCGAUACCAGUCUAUGGAUUGAAGUUACUCUUGUCUCUACUUGAGAGGAGCCCAGCUUAUAUCAAACGCAUUGAAGAAUUGGAACUUUACCCAGUGCUGUUCCAGGUUUUGUUGGAUCAUCAGAAUGCACCAAUCAGCAGUGCCGUUCGAAACCUGGUCGGCAUCUUACAUUGUUUGGUAUCACAUAAAGACACUGAUAUGAAAGCACUGUAUGACCAGGGUAUUGUUGAUCAACUGUGUAACCUCCUCCAGCAAGGGGCGACCAUUUACAUGGAGACCAACGAGAAUACAGACACAAAGAGUGUACAAUUGCUGCUUACCAGCUUGCAGGAUACCAGCCUUAUAUUACUGAGAUUCGUUGCUGCCACAGUCCGCCAGGUUCUACAGGCCAAGAAGUCUGGUGCGGAUGCGGACACCCACGGAGCAGAGUCUUUACUUCUUAUCAACAAACCCUUCACUGAAAUCACUGAUUGCUUCAUGCAGCUGAUAUGCAGUAAAGAAAGAGACAUAAAGAACGGAGCGUGUGAGUGUCUGUCGCUGAUUGCUCAGCUUUUUGGCGGUGAAUACAAAGAAACAAUGUCCAAGGAGAAUAUGGAAUGUCUCUCUGCCGCUCUGCCAAAGUCUGACGCUAAGCGUCAAAAACUACUUCUCAGAUUCAUCAAGAGAGUGAUUUCUACUGAGAAGUACCAUGCCGAUAUGUUACGCAAGCAAGGUCAAGGUUUAUGCAUCACUCUUCAAGACAUGAUGCAGACAGCAAGCUCCCACGCUGAUAUCGCUGUUUCAUCACUAGCGGCAGAUGUACUUAAGAUGGCUGGAGUUAGAGUAAGCUGAGAUCUCUUAUCAUCUUCUUAAGAUGGCUGGAGUUAGAGUAAGCUGAGAUCUCUUAUCAUCUUCUUAAGAUGGCUGGAGUUAGAGUAAGCUGAGAUCUCUUAUCAUCUUCUUAAGAUGGCUGGAGUUAGAGUAAGCUGAGAUCUCUUAUCAUCUUCUUAAGAUGGCUGGAGUUAGAGUAAGCUGAGAUCUCUUAUCAUCUUCUUAAGAUGGCUGGAGUUAGAGUAAGCUGAGAUCUCUUAUCAUCUUCUUAAGAUGGCUGGAGUUAGAGUAAGCUGAGAUCUCUUAUCAUCUCCUUAAGAUGGCUGGAGUUAGAGUAAGCUGAGAUCUAUUAUCAUCUUCUUAAGAUGGCUGGAGUUAGAGUAAGCUGAGAUCUCUAAUCAUCUUCUUAAGAUGGCUGGAGUUAGAGUAAGCUGAGAUCUCUUAUCAUCUUCUUAAGAUGGCUGGAGUUAGAGUAAGCUGAGAUCUCUUAUCAUCUUCUUAAGAUGGCUGGAGUUAGAGUAAGCUGAGAUCUCUUAUCAUCUUCUUAAGAUGGCUGGAGUUAGGGUAAGCUGAGAUCUCUUAUCAUCUUCUUAAGAUGGCCGGAGUUAGAGUAAGCUGAGAUCUCUUAUCAUCUUCAUUCAUUUAUUAACAUCAUUUUCAUGAAAUUUUUCAGCUUUAAGAAAGUUAGAUUCAUCAAUGAAAGGAUCGUUUGAUUUCCAGUUUCAUAUUUAUCCUUUUGGAAAGUUUUAUUUCUGAGAACCAAUCUGCUACGUAUUGUUUUACUGCAUUAAAUUUAAAUUUGUGUUUUUCCAGACUAAUUUUAUUGUUGAUGAAUACUUUGAGUAUUUAAACAAAGAAAAUUAGGGUGGGUGGGCCAAACAAUUACGAAAACAAAUUGAAUCUUUUUAAUGUUUAUUAUUUGUAAUUUCCCCCAAGUCUUUUUGGUUUUUAUAAUGGGCCAAAUGAUAUUAAAUUUAAAUGGAAUUGUACAUAUAACAACGACCUUAAAGGUUUAUAUUCAAAUAUUUAUGUUUUUAAUAGUAUGGUGUAUUGCACUUAAUAAUCUUACUAUUGCAGGUUUAUUGUGAAGGAAACUAUAACUAUUAUUUAUUGUGUGUGAUAAUGAAAUGCUGUUUAUACCAGUUUUGUAUAUAAUUAAAGCAAAUAAUAAAUUGUACUGAUUUAAUGUACAGGAGUGAAAAAACUU